Amborella trichopoda is the source of this 1295-nucleotide messenger RNA. Its product is annotated as Membrane fusion protein Use1. Gene Ontology annotation, molecular function: SNAP receptor activity. The record is from RefSeq and is a predicted model, not a curated record. Gene Ontology annotation, cellular component: SNARE complex; endoplasmic reticulum. Gene Ontology annotation, biological process: retrograde vesicle-mediated transport, Golgi to endoplasmic reticulum. NCBI's taxonomy places the organism in Eukaryota, Viridiplantae, Streptophyta, Magnoliopsida, Amborellales, Amborellaceae.
CAAGAGCCUAUUAUACGCGAACAAGGGACAUUUCUAUGCCUAAGAUCAGUGUUAAUGAAGGAGUGCCGCUCGAUCAACUGCCUUGUCUCUUGGAAUAUAGCCUCUGCAGCUACAAUCAAUCGAACAUCUGUAAAGGAAAUAAGACCAUCAAGAGUGUUGCGCCGCCAAAGAUUGGGGAGGUGUUGGUCAGAUCUCAUCCGCUAUCUCCGCUGCCUUGUCUGCUAUGUGCUGCCCCUCCUUCAUUGCUACCCGGGAUAUUGAAAGAAGCAUCGAUCGGAACGCCUAGCGCUUGCCCCUCUUCCUUCCGCUUUGCCACCUUGAUCUAGCCCUCUCGCUUGGCUGACAUCUUGACUGACACAUGGAACUAGAAGCUUCAAGUGCAACAUCCAUCUCAGUCAAACAUCUCUCUGUCAGCCUCCUGUGAUACGAGAAAGAAAGCGUCAUCGAGUAGUCUGUGUUUUCAUUAUGGGGCUUAGCAAGACCGAAGUGAACUUAAGAAGAUUGCUGGCUGCUGUUCCUCAGCAGCAAAAUCAGGCAAAGCUCAUGCAUUAUGUUGCAACUUUACGUGAGCAGCUGGAACAAUUGAUGGGAGAGAGUACAUUGGAAGGCUUUCCGAGUAUUUCAAAAGCUAAGAUUAAUGAUUAUUCCGAGAAGAUUGAAGCCAUUGCCACUAAGUUAGCUUCUGAUCCUCUGCCUGACACACUGAAUGCGGUCCAUGAAACUCCCGUUGAAGGAAGGCCUUUUAAAGCAGAGGAAGUCAAAAUGCAUGCAUCUGUUUCUCCUGGACUACGUAGGCGACUUGUGUCUCACAAGGAAGGGGAAGGCAGGACUCAAGAAAUUAGCGAGCGUGAGCCAGUUAAAUUGGAUGCAUCUGCACAAGAACACGUCGAAAAGCACAGAAAACUUCAAGAAGAUUUGACAGAUGAAAUGGUUGGCUUAGCCCGGCAGCUCAAGGAGAGCAGCCUUAUGAUGAGUCAGUCACUUCAUGAUACAGAGAAGAUCCUUGACUCAACGGAGAGGGCAGUGGAGCAAAGCCUUGCGAGCACAGGCCAAGCCAAUGCAAAAGCGAUGCAGGUUUAUUCUGAGAGCUUCAAGACAUCUUGCUUUACAUGGCUUUUGAUGUUUGGCAUGGCAUGCAUCUUCUUUUUUGUUGUUCUCCUGAUUCGUGUGACUUGAUUUGUGUCCUAGAACAUUUAGAAGUUCUUUUCUUAAGUUUUAAGCAAUGAGUUAAUUAUUUGAGUAAAUCUUUUCUUAAUUUUUGAGCAAUGAGUUACAUGUAAUGCUUUCUUUUGGAA